CUUGCGUCACUUCCUGCCACCGCGAGGCCUCAACGACGACAAGACGGAGGACGAGGACGGGGAAGAGAAGGGGCGUACUAAAAGUCGAAAAUAAAUCAGAUAAAUUUUAGGGAGAAACGGAACAGAUUACACGCGUUAUUUUUUGCCCUCCUAAACAAGAAGAGGUGCCCGUGAUGUCGGCCCAGGCGCAGAUGAGAGCUCUGCUCGACCAGCUAAUGGGAACUGCGAGGGAUGGUGAUGAAACUCGACAGAGGGUGAAGUUCACCGAUGAGCGUGUCUGCAAAAGUCAUCUCUUAAACUGCUGCCCUCAUGACAUCCUUUCUGGAACCCGCAUGGACCUUGGGGAGUGUUCAAAGAUACACGACUUGGCACUUCGCGCAGAUUAUGAAAUAGCUUCUAAGGAAAGAGACCUCUUCUUUGAGCUUGAUGCUGUGGAUCACCUGGAAUCCUUCAUCGCCGAUUGUGACAGAAGAACAGAACUUGCCAAGAAACGCCUCGCUGAGACCCAGGAAGAAAUCAGUGCUGAAGUUGCUGCAAAGGCAGAGAAAGUGCACGAGCUAAAUGAAGAAAUCGGGAAGCUUCUUGCUAAGGCAGAGCAGCUGGGAGCUGAGGGCAACGUAGACGAGGCACAGAAGGUCUUGCAGGAGGUGGAGAAGGUCCGAAGCAGGAAGAGGGAUGCAGAGGAGGAAUACAGAAAUUCCAUGCCAGCCUCCAGUUUUCAGCAGCAGAAACUCCGCGUAUGUGAGGUGUGCUCCGCUUACUUGGGUCUCCAUGACAACGACCGACGACUAGCUGACCAUUUUGGUGGAAAGUUGCACCUGGGCUUCAUCCAGAUCCGUGAGAAGCUGGAGCAGUUAAAGAAAACGGUUGCAGACAAGCAGGAGAGGCGGAACCAAGAGCGUCUGAAGAGGAGGGAGGAGCGGGAACGCGAGGAGCGGAUUAGAAAGAGAGGGGAUUCUGCAUUGACUGAUAGCCCAGGAGAACUCCAUAGGGGGACUGCGUCAGGGACCCGGUCACGGAGCAGGGAGCGCCGCAGGUCUCGUUCUCGAGAUCGCAGGAGGCGGCGAUCUGAGUCAACGUCGCGGGAGAAGCGCCGUUCCCGCUCACGCUCCAGGGAGCGUGAGAGGCGUCACCGCCACCGCAGCCGAUCCCGCAGCAAGGGGCACCACCGCAGCCGCGAUCGCAGCCGUGAACGCGACCGCGAACGAGACCGCGACCGUAGCUCCAAGCAUAAAUCUUCGCGCGAUCGCGAGGGGUCCUCCCGCGACCGCUCUCGAGACAGAGACAGGAAGAAGAGCUCGUCGGAGCGGCGGCAGGACGGCGUCAACGGGAAGGUGGACUCCCGCAGGCUGGAGGAGAGGGAGGCCGGCGAGAUCUGAGGGCCCUUCGCUCUGUACAGUCACUCUGUUAACUACUGCUAGCAACGCCGACCCCAGCUCCGUCUCAGCGUGGCCUGCACUCGUAGCUUGAUGCACCGCUCUCUCUCUCCUGCUGGACCAUGCCUUCUCCGGGGCAUUUUUCAGUGUCCUGACAUUGUUUUUGCUCUGAGGAUCAUAAUGCUUGUAUCUCAUAUGAAAUUUUUUUUUUUCUUUUUUCCCCCUCCUCCCCAACAUCCAGAAUCCACCUGGAGAUGCUAUUAAAUGGAUUUAGAAGAAUAAAAGUAGUGAAUGAAUUGUUUAAGUGCAUGAUUAAAGUCCAGAAUUUGUUGAUAAUCCUCCAACAGUUGGUAUUCUUCUGCAGUGUGCUUUUUUAUUUUUUUAUUUUUUUUUUGGAACCUGCAAUCUAAAUGUAAUUUAUAUAAUGACGAGACGAAAAUGAGAUUAUAUAAGAAUGUCUGUUCGGUGUAGUCGUAAAGUGGAAGCACUAGGCAAAGUGAACUUGGGCUUCACUUGAAAGUAACUGGAGCCCAGCUGUGCGAUCGAAGCGUACCUUUUACUCCGAUGAAUUCCAGCCAGUUGAAGGUACCGCAGUCAUGCGUCCCUGCUCAGUUUUGCUGUUUUUCUUUUUAGCUGAAGAGGACAGUCAGUGUUUAACGCCUGCAGGCCUGCCUGCCACAGUGGGCUCGCAGGAGGGCCCUUCCCAGGUCACACUGGGCCGUGCAAAGCUGCCCGUGUUCGGUGUUGACGUUUGCCGUCAGGACUGUACAUUUUUAUUCUCUUUUCUGUAUUAAAAAUAGUACCUUUUGUUUGACUCUCUUGGGUUACUUUUGCUUUUUCAUGGUAGCAUUUAAUAAUAAAUUGUGACUGAGGAACAAAGGCUGGCUGGUCUCAUGAACUCUUCCCUCUUUUACUGACAUUAAUUUCUAAUGGCUAAUUAGUUUUCCUUAAUGUAACCGAUAUAAAGUUCAUGUCCUGUAUGCUCUUGUUGAGAUCUGGUAAGUUUGCGGUUGAGUCUGCAUGUAUAAGACAGGAUGCCUAAUGAGCUCUGAUUUUGUCUCCUUGUGCUGUUUCCUUCUGGACUGUGGCAGCAUCAGAGGUGAGGGGGGUCCGACUUCAGAGGGCGCGAAGACCCACGUCUCCGCGGUACGAACACCUCACUCGCUAUGGUCACUGUGUGUUUCAGUGUCGCCCACAAGGCGCGUCGGCUUAUGACUCGCGGUUCUGUAACCACAGUCUUGUGUUAAAAUGCUGAAAGGGAAGAACCUGUUUUUAUAUCAUCUACUUUUAGCUGAUUAUUACUUUGUCGAUUUUUAUAACGUUCUCUGUUACCCCAUUGAUAGGCUGUUUAUAUUUUAGUGACAACAUAGAUGCAGUAGGCUUCAGUGGAACAGAUGUACCUAUAAGUGUAUUUAAAUGUCAUAACUGGAAUUAUUGGUUUGUUUAGCUGUUUGCAGUUUUUUUUUUUCUUCCUUUCCUCAAGGUAUCUUCUGUCCCAAACUUGUAUUCCCUGUUUAUAUUCACAACAUUAAAAUUUCUUGAAAUAG
This is a messenger RNA of Scleropages formosus (Asian bonytongue), 2923 nucleotides long. RefSeq names its product LUC7-like (S. cerevisiae) (gene luc7l). The coding region runs from base 174 to 1379 and encodes 401 amino acids. Gene Ontology annotation, cellular component: U1 snRNP. The transcript is spliced from 11 exons. The record is from RefSeq and is a predicted model, not a curated record. Gene Ontology annotation, molecular function: mRNA binding. Gene Ontology annotation, biological process: mRNA splice site recognition. NCBI's taxonomy places the organism in Eukaryota, Metazoa, Chordata, Actinopteri, Osteoglossiformes, Osteoglossidae.